CUAUGCGACACUCUCAAGGUAAUCACAAUGCCAAAUGUAAAAAUAAACUAAUCGUCCCCCGCAGAGUAGUGAUCGGCGACGUCGACGGUCACUUUCGUGAUGUAUUCCAGAAACUCAAUACUCUGCAUAGCAAGAACAGCUUUGCAUUUGGCAUUGUGGUAGGGAAUCUCUUCGCAGAUCCAGAGGGCUCAACAACGGAGGAUGAUCAAGCAAUCCAAGAGCUGCUGGACGGAAAGAUUGGCAUUCAGCUGCCAGUGUACUUUGCGCUAAGGAAUCAUGCGCUUCCGCCGCGUGUUAUUGAUCGAUUGCGGUCAUCCGAAGGCGAGCUCUGCGCAAAUCUUUUCUUCCUUGGCAGGAGAUCUACAACAAAAACCUCUGAUGGGGUUCGUAUUGUAGCUUUGGGAGGCACCUUUAGUUCAGAUUCUUCCCCCAGUUCAACAGUGGAUGAGUACCUGCCCUCGUAUACGCAGCAAGACGCGAAGAUACUCAAGGGAGCCAAACACGCCGAUAUUCUCAUCACUUCUGACUGGCCAUCCGCUGUGCGGUCAAAUUCUAAGGUCGCCAUAGGCGAUCACGACGAGCCAAUCUCACAGGAGUGUGUCUCUGAGCUCUGCGAGGCGCUGAGGCCACGAUACCACUUCUCGGCUGCGUCACCGGAUCUGUUCUAUGAGAGAGAACCUUUUUCCCAUGUCCCUAGAGAGGAUGAGUCUGGGCUAUAUCACACAACGAGAUUUCUGAGCCUAGCGGCGUAUAACAACUCGUCAAAAUCCAAGUGGAUAUAUGCGUUCUCGCUCGAGCCAGGAGCUCAGCCCGCAUCGUCCUUGCCCGCAGGUGCAACAGCUUCGCCGUUUGCGAACAUCAACAAGAAGCGUUCCGCACUUCCGGACCAGACUAGCUACCGCUUCUCCUCCACUGGUUACGAUUCAUACGAGCGUCCGCGAAAACGGCAUAGGCAUCGUGAGAAAGCCCCUCCUCCCACACAGGGUGAAUGCUACUUCUGCCUCUCCAACCCUAACUUGCCGACGCAUCUGGUCACAUCGAUAGCUACAGAAGCAUAUCUCACCACUGCGAAAGGACCACUAACGACUUCUAAAACAUUUCCUUCCCUGCCUUUCCCGUCACAUAUUCUCGUCAUACCCAUGGCACAUGCGCCCACCCUGUCACUCAUUCCCGAGCCAGAAUCCCGCGAAACGACAAAGGUAGAGAUGACCAAGUACAGAGAAGGAAUCCAGAAAAUGAUAGCUACAGUCUCAAAGGGAGAGCUGGGGGCGGUCACCUGGGAGAUAUCUCGCGCGUCAGGGUUCCACGCCCAUUGGCAAAUCCUUCCACUGCCACAAUCCAUCAUCUCGAAGGGCCUAGUCGAGGUUGCGUUCAAAGUCGAGGCAGAGAACAAAUCGCACCCGCACCUCGAAAAAGGUGAGCCGGACGAGGCCACCGACUAUUUCAGACUGUGGAUCUACGACGGCGAGAAGAAGAAGGAAGAGCAGCUGCAUUUUCCGAUCGACGCGGGGUUCAGGGAUCUUCAGUACGCGAGACGGGUAUGCGCAAAGCUCUUGGGGCUGGAGGGGAGAGUCAUGUGGCAAGACUGCGGGCAGACGCUGGAUGAGGAGACAGCGGACGCAGAGGCGUUCAAAGAAGCGUUCAAGGCUUGGGACUUCACCGAGGAGCAGUAGCGACGGACUGUCGGCACAAAUCUGACGUGGAGAAUGUCAACGAGUUUAGAGAGGCAGCAUGUUCAUAUAGCUCCGUUGGAAUCCCAGCUACACCGGAUCAUUGGGGGAAGUAGUUGGCUUUCGCUGUCGUGCAUGCGUUCAACCUGUCCUGUUGGACUGUUGCAUUCACGGUUGUCUUGUGCCGUAAGCACCAUCAAAAUACAUGACCCACAAUACCGAUUUGACGGACACUCAUCUAAAAGUUAG
Molecule: messenger RNA, 1919 nt
Organism: Verruconis gallopava
Lineage: Eukaryota; Fungi; Ascomycota; Dothideomycetes; Venturiales; Sympoventuriaceae
Exons: 2
Biological process (GO): mRNA splicing, via spliceosome
Cellular component (GO): post-mRNA release spliceosomal complex
Molecular function (GO): RNA lariat debranching enzyme activator activity
Source: RefSeq, a predicted model, not a curated record